Myxocyprinus asiaticus (Chinese sucker) is the source of this 4863-nucleotide messenger RNA. Its product is annotated as zinc finger protein 287. Gene Ontology annotation, molecular function: chromatin insulator sequence binding. Bases 311 to 2353 code for a protein of 680 amino acids. The transcript has 11 exons. Gene Ontology annotation, biological process: regulation of transcription by RNA polymerase II. NCBI's taxonomy places the organism in Eukaryota, Metazoa, Chordata, Actinopteri, Cypriniformes, Catostomidae. The record is from RefSeq and is a predicted model, not a curated record. Gene Ontology annotation, cellular component: chromosome.
AACGCCAAAACGAAAACAACAGAACAUGGGACUAUCAAAAAUGUUCCAGAACGACUGAUUUACGAACAAUUAUCGUAACAUUUGACUGCUAAGUAUUUUCUCCACAUAUUCAGUUUAAGAACAUUAUAAAAACGUUAUGUAAAAUGAGAACAUUGUUCAACUUUGUCGAUGCUGAGGAAAAUAUAGCAUUUUAGGUUGUUUGGAUGGGUUAUAAUUAUCCCUGAGUCCCUUAAUCGCAUUUUUUUUUAUCGUCCGUUUAGCCCAUGGAGCUAUAAAACAGGUUUAACCACGAACUCUGUAUGAUGCGGUAAUGGGUGGGUUUAAAGAUGCAUACCAAGAUGUCCAGCCUGUAACUCUUCGACUUGCAGAGGAGAAUGUCAUUUCCAGCCUCUACUGCAGCUCAGCAGAGGGCAUUGAAGCUCAUGCAUCCACUUUGGUGGAAGCUUUCUUGGUUGAAGUAUACAGAUGUAGAGUCUGUCAAUUUACCAGCAGCCAAAAAGCCAGAAUUAGCCAUCAUGUCAUGGAAAGACAUGAUCCAGCAUCUCCAUGCCCCCAUCUACCCUGCCUGGAGAAAGAGGACGAAGAGAGUUUGGAUGUGGGAAUGAGGGUUGAUGAUGAAGUAGAGGAUGACCAAAAUAACUCUCCCUACGACCUGGAAAGGCACCUUCAUUCUGGCUCAAAAAGCAAUGAGGAUCAGAUGGAUAUGGAGCGCAUGUCUUUUCUUCUUCCGAUGUAUGGCAUGUUUCAGAACAUCAGCCCACAGUCAUGUGACAUCAGCCUGGGCUCCAACUCUGAUGGCAACCUGCAUGUGGCACAGACUUGUGAGGUGAGCACACUAUUUGAGGAGGAGAGGCAAGAUGAAGACAGUGAGGAGGAGCCUGUGUUUCAGCUGAAGGAUGCUAGCACGGAUCUGGCUGUCUCUUUGAACAGUGGAAUGGACACACAUGUCCAAGAAGAGGAGAUGGCCCAGUCAGCACAUCUAAUGACUCUUGGACUGUGCAGAAUCUCCAGCACAAAGUGUCCUCCCCUGUCUGCAAGUUCAGCAGAAAAACUGUCCCAUCCAUCAGGUGAGCAUGACGCUGCAGAUAACAGCAUGGACGUUAGACAGCCUCUGCUGUCAGUUGAUGAAAUGCAGAAGCCUUCAGAGGAGGAUGGUGAUGGGUCCUGCAUCCUCUGCCAAACAGUUGCAUCCAGUCGUAGCAUGCUAGAAGUGCACCUGAAAUGCCACAAUGGAGACCAAGGCUUCAGAUGCCCUCGCUGUGGCUGGGAGUCAGAAGAGUGGGUUGAUAUGGAGCAGCAUUGGAGGGGACAUGGAAAGAGAAAAGGCUCUAAGACACAUAAAUGUAGUGUUUGUCCAAAGACAUUUAGGAGAGCUGAUUCCCGUGAUGCUCAUGAAGAAAGGCACAAUCAACGCCGUCACUGUCGAUCUGAAUCAGCCCCACUAGAACAGUGCUCUUUUUGCCUGGAAUGGUGUCGUUUGGGGAAGGAGUGGGAGAUACACCAACAAUGUCAUUUUCAAGGAGGGUUUAAAUGUUUACACUGUGAUUUUACAGAGAAGUCAUGGAAGAAGACCCUAAAACAUAUUCACACUCAACACAAACAUGGUAAUACAAAUCAAGAGAAACAGGUUGUUCAUAGUAUAGAACACCAUCAACUUAACACACAGACAUCCACCAAGUACCCAGAAUGCCUCAGAAAGAUGAAGCCAGAGUCAUGGUGCCAGGUUAGGAAGAAAAAAGUGAAAAACAGGGUUGUAGGAACGGAGAAUGGCAAUGAAGGACAAGGGAAGGACAAACUGGGACGCUUGAAGGGUGAGACACCUUCCGGACUCACUGUUUCCCGAAGGAAAGAGUUCUGCUGCAACCUCUGUGAUAAGAAGUUUUCAACCAAGUUGACAAUGCGUCGCCACAUGGGGAUUCAUCAGGGUGACAAGCCAUUUAAGUGUCCACACUGCCACUACUGCACUCGUCUCAAAGCUUCACUCAUACAGCACCUCCGCGUCCAUACAGGUGAAAAGCCAUACAAGUGUUCUCAGUGCUCCUAUGCAUCUAUUGAUAGUAGCUCUUUGCGCCGACACUCAAGAACGCACACACAAGAAAAGCCUUACUGCUGCCAGUACUGUCCUUACAGCAGCAUCCAAAAGAAAAGCUUAGACCUCCAUUCACGGCGUCAUCACACAGGAGAGUCCUUCCCCUGUCACCUGUGCCAGUAUUCAACACCAGACCGCCAGCUGUUGGUGCGACACAUAAGGAAACAUCACAGUGCGGAGCAGCCCGGCACACUGGGCCAGAGGAACAACUCGUGUUCGAACUCCCAAACUGCACCUUCUCAAAGAGCAAGGACAUCCAAAUGAUAUUUAUGAUUCUAAUAAAACUUUAUUUUUUUUUAAUCCUUUGUCCUUGAUAGUUUUCUUUUCUUGAUGCUAUUUUAUCAUGACAAAGCCAAGUAUUUAGUGUUUUCCUAAUUUCCCAAAUGCAUUUGUUUUGGUCAGAUCAAAAUGUUGUGGCCCUACUUUGAUGCAGUGAUUUUUAUUAACCAUUGGCAUUUAAAUAUUAUGAUAUGGCUGUAAAUUAGAAGAGAUCACCUCAUUUUCGUAGUAUCUGAGGUCAUGGUAUAAUAAGUUAGGUUGAAUGUAGGUGAAUGUAAUUUACCCUUUUUGUAGGCUGUUAUUUAUAGCUUUAAAAUAGUAACUGAUUAAAGGAUUGACCCAUGAUGCAGCAAGCCUGCACUUAAAAUGACAAUCAAAUCCCACUACCAGUCCAAUAGAAACUGGAUUAUACCACCUGUUGCUCAAUUUAUGAAAAAGGAGACAAAUUACCCAUUAAUAGAGAAGGUAUUUUAUCAUAUAUUAUAUAUUUUUUUAAGAUAUAAAUGAUUUUUUACAACUAUUCUUUAGUUCUGAAUACAUUAACAUCUUUAGUUUGAGAUUAGUGAGAAGGAAACAUUGGCAAAGCUGCAGCUCGUCCAUUAGAUACAGUUGACUGAUUCUUGGUCCUGUGAGAGAGUUUACAGAGUGCACAUAAAUGGGGCUUUUAGAGCAUAUUAUAAGGAGAAGACAAAUGCGGACAAGUUUGGAGUACUUCUGUGGGAGGAACUCGUAUCACAUACUACGAUUUGCGAACUUCUAUUAGUUAAACGCAAGAACAUUUGCAUUCUAAGAGGCCGUUCACAACGAACGCGUUUUUUCCCCCAAUCGUUUUUCUUUGUAAACACGUGCUAGACGGACGUCUUUGACCGUUGAGGCGCGUAUCGUCCAACAUUAAGAACGUGCAUCGAGACAGCAGCGUUUUGUUCUAUACACUUGCGUUCUGUUCCACUCGUUUCGCUCGGUUCGUGUUCGGUGUGAACGGCCUAAGUGCGGUGAAUGAUUUGCCGAUUUAUUUUUAUUUUUCACUUUUGCAGAGGAAUAUUUCGACUUUUACUUUAAAAAAAAAAAAAAAAAAAAAAAAGUGCGUUUAAACUUUUUAUCGGAAAAUUAAUUAAUUUAUGAGAAUUGACCGUUAUGGCAGGUGUUGAUAUGGAACGUUUUCCUGAUCGGCGUGUAAAUGACUGUUGGGUGGUUGGACUCGAGCUCUUCGCUGUUGGUCCUGGUGGAGAAGAGGAAGAGUUUUUUGAAAUAAGGACUGAAUGGUCUGAAAAAAGCAUAACGUAUCUGCGAAGGCGAUGUCAUGAUCUAGUGAAACUUGCUGAUGAUUUGAGGAAAUCAUUUCCAGUGGACAGAGGGAGUUUCUUUGAAUCAUUGAUGCUUGAGGGUAUGACAUUUGUGUCUUUCAUCGAUUCCAUUAAUUUGACUGACAGUGACCAUUUCACUGAUUGUAGAUUUUGUAAUUUGUAUGUGUUUUUAUUUUUAUCAGCACUAAAGAAGAUAAAAGAAGCAGAGGAAAGCAAUGACAUUAAAGCGAGGUUGGAUGAGGUGGAAAAAUUAUUAAGGAGUAUAAUCAAACUGCCACAAAAGUACUCCCAGUCUGAGGCAGUUCUUACAUUUUUCAAGACUUCUCCUCUUGACUACACUUUGAAAACCAUGUAUGAACCAAUCGAGCAUCUCUACCAGAGUAAUGUCACUGUAUCAGAUGUCAGGAGGGCCAAUGGGUUUUGUUUGGCCAAUACAGAGACAGUCAUUUUUGAUGCAUAUUUACUAGAGGAAUUAGUAGAAUCAUCUUCUGUGCACUCUUCAAAAUACAGCUCUGAGAUUGAGGCCCGGACAUGGACAGGAAAAACAUUUCAAAAUGGGAUCAGACUUGACAAGGAAAUUGUGCACAAACCUCAAACGGACUCCAUGACCCCAGUUCUGACUUCUGGUGCCGAUGGAAGUAAAGAGGCAGACUGUCACCCUAAAAAAUCACAAAGCACCACCAGAAACCUGACUUACCUUCACCUACAAGCCUGUGAGACAGACAUCCUCGAAUGACAUGGGGAGAUGGAUCAUAGAAUUACAGUAAUAGUUUAAGACCCUGAUAUAGUCAUUCUUUCAGAAUUUCUAUUCUGAAAGCCUGCCAACAUGUUUAGGCAUAAACUUCCUUUUAUGAAAAGGAAUAAUUUUUAAGAAUAAGAUAAUUUUUUUGUUUUUUAUAGAAAAAAUUAUGAAAAGUCUAAAAUAUAUAUAAAGAUUUAUUUAAAAAUUAAGAAAAAUAAUAUGAUUGCUAAAGAUAUGAACAUAAAAAUAAACACAAAAUUAGCUCUGAUUAAUUGUCUAGCUCUCUUUUUUAACUUGUUACCAUUUUUUUUUUUUUUCAUUUUCAUAUGCUGGCAUGUACAAACCAUAUAAAAUGUUUUAUCUGAUGAGUGAACAGCUCAUUUAUUGUGUAUGAAGUCAAACAAUUGUGGAAGGUUUUGUUCACUCAUUAAACUCUCCACUCAAAAUAC